AUGCCUAGAACAAACAAAGAGAAGCCGGUCACGGCGCAAGCGCCAUCCGCGACGUCUCCCAAGCUGACGACCUCAUCUAUCAAUGCCGAUCCAAUUCUCGGAUACAAGAUUCGAGUUCUUAUUCUUGAUUUCCUCAGAAAAGCAAAAGACCCCGAAGCGCAACGACGAAUCGACUCAACGACCGAGGUCAACUACAUCAGCGGCCCUUACUUCGAUCAAGAACAAGCCAAACGAGUCAGGGAAGCUACUGUAGACGUGGAACUUCAGAUCAGCAUAUCCGCAGCCACCCAAGACAACCACGAAGGCGACGAAAAUGAGGAACGGAAUCCCAGGGUCAGAAUAAGCGGGCUGACUGUGGAAGAGGCUAUCGAGACAGUAAUGAAUGGAUUCUUGGAUGAGCGUAGGGCCAGUGGAGACACUAAGCCUUGCGGACCACACGACCUCGCUCCGAUAUAUGCAGCACUUUUCGGCAUACACUUGCUCGAGCUGCAGUCCCAUCAGUUCUUGAGUCGGUCGCUCGGAACACCUGCUAAGUACAUCGGAACGGCAGUCCAGAUGAGCGCCCUCGGAGGAGGUUCCUCAGAUAGAUCCGAUGCUGCCUCGCCUAUGAGCAUUGCCUCAGAUACUAGUGACGAAGGUGUUGAACUCGAAGUUGGUGACAGUGACAACGAUUCGACCCUUGACGACCGAAUGUAUGAAGAACUUGAGUUGCCACACGCGAUUAGAGCUAAUGAUGCAGGUCUUCAGCUGGAGGUGAGUGUAUCGAGUUUUCUGCUGCGGGACCAUGCUGACCUUGACACGGCCUACUUUGCCCCCAAUGACGAGGAUCUGAUGAUACGGCCGGAAGCUGAGAGUCAGCAGAUCAUCGGUAACGACUUGAGUCCCGUCCAGCCAAGACUAGUCCCAACCAACGUCAGGUUUGAGAUCGAUGAUGUUGAAAGUGAUUGGGUCUAUGAAGAACAGUUCGACUUCAUCUUCAGCCGCUACAUGGCUGGAUCUCUCUCCGACUGGCCUACACUUGUGAGUAGAGCAUACGAAAAUCUUCGGCCAGGUGGAUGGGUUGAGUUUCAGGACUAUGACUUUGAAUUUUCGUCACUUGACGGAAGCCUAAGGCCCGAUCACAAAACACACCAGUGGGACCAAGCUUUUCUGGAAGCGGCCAGGCUCUGUGGCAUUGAGCCAUGCCCUGGAUCUAAGCUGGAGAACUGGGUGGAGAAUGCAGGAUUCAUCAACAUCGGGCAUAAGACAAUCAGUGUGCCUCUAGGGCCGUGGGCUAAAGACAAGUACCACCAAGAAAUCGGCCUGGGCAACUUGAUCCAGCUUCUAGAUGGGCUCGAGGCGUUCACAUUGAGGCUGUUUUGUGGGGUUCUUGGCAAGACUGAGGAAGAGGUGUCGACCCUGUUAUCCGAAGUCCGCCAAGAGCUGAGAUCGCAAGUCUUUCACGCCUUUGGCGAAUUGUGA
This is a messenger RNA of Colletotrichum abscissum, 1461 nucleotides long. Its product is annotated as UMTA methyltransferase. NCBI's taxonomy places the organism in Eukaryota, Fungi, Ascomycota, Sordariomycetes, Glomerellales, Glomerellaceae. The transcript is spliced from 7 exons. The record is from RefSeq and is a predicted model, not a curated record. The coding region runs from base 1 to 1461 and encodes 486 amino acids.